Molecule: messenger RNA, 5263 nt
Organism: Austrofundulus limnaeus
Lineage: Eukaryota; Metazoa; Chordata; Actinopteri; Cyprinodontiformes; Rivulidae
Product: poly [ADP-ribose] polymerase 12
Exons: 12
Coding region: 406-3438 (1010 amino acids)
Cellular component (GO): nucleus
Molecular function (GO): metal ion binding; NAD+ poly-ADP-ribosyltransferase activity
Source: RefSeq, a predicted model, not a curated record
AGCUCAACAACACAAACUUAACGUUGGGAAUUUUACAGGUUUUUGCCAAAUUAAGUAAUAAAACGUUAAAUGAAUAAAACUUGCAUGUUUUUUAAACAGGGUCACGUCUACAGUACAAGUCUGUCCUUUUUACAAACGAAGCAUUAACUUUUAUAAGAGUCAUGAUUUCUGUUUAUUCUGAGGGUAAAAACUCUUCCUCGUGUUUUUAAAGAACAUUAUAAACAGCGACAUGUCGCCCCCACGUGGACAAACAUGGCGUUACAACUGAAAUAAGUUAAGUUUCGGUUUUCAAUCAGCUGAAAUGAUACAGAACUCUACCCCCGCCCACGAACCGAGCCGUCUGUAGCUAACAGCUGUUUUCUGUUCUUCUCUGCUGAAAGGAGACGCCAAAACAGCGGGGRAAAGAUGGAGACCAUCGUCUUGAAGUACAUCUGCGACAAACGAGGAGCAGCCGAUGCAAACGAAUUAAUAUGCAACCUCUUCCCGGGCAAGUCCACGAACGAUGUCCUCACCAACCAGGACAAGUUUGUCUUGUGUCACUCCAGCGGACAGGAGAGAGUUGUGGCCAGGACCAGUUUGAGGAUCUGUAGAACCAGAGGCUGUCCGGGCUCAUGUCGAGGGCUGCACCUCUGUAAGGGCUUCCUCCUCAGCGGCGUCUGUCACGUCCUCCUGCAGGGAGGAACCUGCCGUUUGACCCACAAUCUGAAUUCUGAACACAACCUGCGGGUCCUGAGUGAGCAUGGGCUGGAUAAUCUGAGCAGACAGGAGCUGUGUACUCUUCUGCUGCAGAAUGACAACACACUCCUGCCUGCUUUAUGUCACGACUACAAUAAUGGCGUUGGGCCGUUCGGGCGAUGUCAGAAGGCUUCAGCCUGUGACAGACUUCACAUCUGUGAGAAGUACCUGAGCCGAGACUGUGGCUGCAACAAGACCCACGACUUUUACGCCAGCCAGCCGAUGAAGAGCCUGCAGAAUAAAGGGGUUCCCGACACCUUCGUUCCCUCGUUGAGAGAGAUUUAUGCAAAUAAAGAAGCCCUGAGGUUCUUCGAGAGAAGAAGCGAUCGUAGCUCCAACGAUUCAGACGCAAGAAGUGACGGUUUGAGUUCGAACCAGGGGCAGGGGUACAGAGGGAGGGGGAGAGGUGGCAACAGGGGCUUUAGAGGCAGCAGGGGCAACGCGGGAAGACCAGCACAGCAACAUCGGACCUCUUCUCUUAGUGACAUCGUGAGCAGCUUUGAAUUCGUCAGCCUGAACGGAGAAGUGGGUCCGGAUCAGAAAAGUGAGCUCAACUCGUCCAACAGCGACAUCUCUUCUGCCGGCGACAAUGGUUGGAGCUCAGACCAGAGGCAGUGGUACCGAGGGAGAGGGGGAGCGGGGUACCGGGGCAACAGAGGCCGAAGGGGCAGCGCAGAAACCCCCCGAAGAAUCCCUUCCCUCCUCGAUGACUUGGCUCUGUUCGCUGGGGACCGGCUGAAAAAAGACGAGGAAGAACUCGACUGUCCCAGCAGCGACGUCUUCACAGCUGGAGAUGACUCCGACACGAGCGGCGGUCAGGGCAGGAACAGGAAACAGUCUUCAGCCGUCGGAGGAGGAGGAGGAGGAGUAGGAGGAGGAGGAGGAGGAAGAGGGGACACUCAGCGGACCCCCAGAAACCGCUCCACCAACGAGAACUGUGCUGCUGCCGGGGCCAGGAACGAGCCGAACAGAAGACAAAGAGAUAAAACUGAGAUAUGCAUGUACUUCAUUAAAGGCUUCUGUAAGCACGAGGAGCGAUGCUUCAAAGCUCAUGAGAAGCUGCCGUACAGUUGGCAGGUCCAGGAAGGUGACCAGUGGAAGAACCUGCCUACAAACGAGAUGAUUGAGAAGGACUACUGUGACCCCAGUAAAACCUGCAGCAGCGACAGACCACCUGUGCACUUUGACACGAUGACCCGUGGAUCAGACAAAGUCAGGAGACUCUCAACUGUGAACUCUUUGGUGGAGCCGGACUUCAUCCACACCACCGAGUGGCUCUGGUACUGGCAGGACGACGACGGGAAGUGGCAUCUGUACGGUGCAGACAGCGGUACACACAGAUUGUCUGACGUCAACAGUGCCAUGUUGGAGCAGAAGUUUCUGGACAAGGAGGACGUGGUGGAGUUCACCGCCGGCCAUCAGACCUACUCACUUAGCAUACGAGACAUGAUCCAAACAAACAAACGCUACUCAACAAAGAGGCUGGUCAGCAGACGACCUCGCUUCGUCUCCUCUGAAGACGCCAAGAAAGUCAAAAAGACCCCGAACUUCAGCGCGGUGCCGGACUGCUGGGACAGAACACAGAUCCCUCAAACAGGAUACUCGAAAGUCGCCGUGCCGCGAACUUCAGAUGAAUUUAAAAAGCUCCAAGCUCUUUUCACCUCAACCCUGCGAGCCGUCGAGAUCAUUCAGAUUGAGAGGAUUCAAAACAGAGCGCUCUGGGAAGUCUUUCAGUGGCAGAAGAAAGUGAUGAAGACCAAGAACGGUGGAGCUGACGUGACAGAAAAACAACUCUUCCACGGGACGGACUCCAAACACGUGAACGCCAUCUGCCUCAACAACUUCGACUGGAGGAUCUGCGGGACUCACGGGACCGCCUUUGGUAAAGGUUCUUACUUUGCACGGGAUGCCAAAUACUCCAACAGUUACACUGAUAACACCGACAUCCGAAACAUGUUCAUCGCCAGGGUGCUGCUGGGGAGCUACACCAAAGGGGCGUCCGAAUACGUCCGGCCUCCGUCCAAGGACGGCGGAGACGUAAACUUCUACGACAGCUGCGUGAACGACGUCGCCAACCCCUCCGUGUUCGUGGUGUUUGAGAAGCACCAGAUCUAUCCUGAGUACCUGGUGCAGUACAAAAACGCUGAUCUGCUCGUCGACACGGUCAGCGUUGCGUCGGUACCGAAACCGAGGAUAAAUUCAGUGCUUAAAAAUAGCACCGUCACCGKUUCGCCAUCCAUCAAGUCGAAUAACUACCAACCUGGUGUUUCAUCUUACCAAUCCAGCACAUCUUCAUAUAAACCUAGCAUUUCAGCGUACCAACCCAGUACUUCGGCGUACCAAUCCAGUACAUCAGCAUACCAAUCCAGUACAUCAGCAUACCAAUCCAGUACAUCACCAUACCAACCCAGUACAUCAGCGUACAAAUCCAGUACAUCAGCAUACCAAUCCAGUACAUCGGCAUACCAACCCAGUACAUCAGCGUACAAAUCCAGUACUUCGGCGUACCAAUCCAGUACAUCGUUGUAUCAACCAAGCCCGUUGUCAUAUAAUUCUCGCACAUCAUCAAUGCAAUCGUCUAAUGCCAGUACGACCUCUUCCUUGUUUCAAACCAGCACAAAUGCCCAGUCUACCAAUUCAUCUCUUGCAUUUUCGACACCCAAAGCUCCACCAAAGAAGCCUGAUACCUGUGUCAUUUCCUAAUUAGGAAGCUAAAAUGCAUCAGGGUGAACAUCCAUAGCUAAGGUCGCAGUAGCAGAUUUAGCUUCUUUAGGAUUUUAGAUUUAUUUUUUAUAUUUUUUCAUUAGCACAAUCUGAAAAUGAGCCUUCAGAGAAAGAGUUUGGAAAAAAAAUCUUGUAUCUUAAAUCUUUUCUUGCAAGUUUGAGCUAUUAUUGAAUUAUCUUCGGUCGUUUCGUCCACAUAAAAACAAAUCAACAACUAUUUACAACACUAAACUUCUAAGAUGUCCCUUUAUGGUCAGUCGACCUAGUUCGUCAGGUUUCAGAGUGUGGUACUUGUUAUCUAUGGUACGGCAAUCAAUUCACCACUGUUUUAAACUCUAGAUUUAUUUAGGAACCCAUGGAAAGUUUCCAACUUAAAAAAAUCCCUGGAGUUUUGGGACCCAACUGCCACAAAUGUCUGAAGAAAGGGGAUUUAAAACCCAAAAUACUUAAAGUCAUUCAUGUGUUGAACUGACGAUGACUCAUGGAGAAUCUUUAGCUCGUAUAGUGAUAUCACUACUGACGACGGGUAUUGUAUAUUUAAGGUACUUUCUUUGUUGUGGCCAGUUAUUACUCAGGUUUUAUGUUGAAACCACUCAGAAAAGCAAUCAAUUAAAUUGUCUUGGUGUUUCACAGAAUCCUUAAGCCACGAAGCCUUGAUCGGCAUAUAGACGUACAAUAAUGCACUGUAUCACCGAGGUACAUCGUUGCCCACCGGUAGAUCUUUUAUUGGAUCUACAUAGGUGGAACGGGCCUCGUCAGAUCCAGUUUUAACGCCGUUGUCUCCCGUCUCGACUUCCUAAAGCCGGCGUACAUUUAAAGAACGUAACGGUUGACGAGUCGCGGGUGCAGCGGCGGAACAUCGAACAAGUCUUGAUCGUAAAAGAAAAAGACUCAAGAUGGUUGAUUAUUCAGAUCACACAACAAGUCGGGAUUUAUUUUUCCAAUUUGCUCGAUUUGUGUUGGACUGAACUCAACCAUCUGUUAACGCGACACGUGUGACGUCAUCGGGAAGGAGUCGGACGAAAACUUAACGUCACAAUCGUGAAUCACACGAAGUAUUUCUAAAGCUUACGUAGAAAAUACAAAUAAAACUUUACGUUUAGAGGUUCUGAAGAGUAGUUUGUGUCGCACAGAUUAAGACAGCAAAACUAUUCAGAUGUAAACGGCGAUAACAUGAAGAAGAUAAAAGGACAAACUUUGACCUUUUCUUCCACCGGCCACUAGAGGGCGACAAAACCGCUUGUUUUUAACCACAAAUCUACUUUAUAUAAACGAGUUUCUCUUAUGAUUGAUGAUUAUUUUCACGUGAGGUUUAAGUUGAAGGGAAACUAAUCGUUUAAAAAAAACAUAAUUUCAGUUGUUUUUGUUCCAUUUUUUGUCUUUUAACUCGAACCAUUUGUUCCGUUAGCUUCCAUUGAAGCUGCAAUCCUCCUUUAAACAAAAAUCAAAGUGUUAUGAUCUACUUGAAUUGGAGAAUCUAUAAAAAUUGCACUAAAUAGUCCGAUCAGGAUGUAUAUCUACAAAUGUAUUACUGAUUUAUUUUAUUUUUUUCUUGUUUGCACAAUCGUGAAAAUCAGUUCUUGCUGCUUUAAAGGUACGUUACGGUUUAAUUAAAUUAUCCCUUUUAGCCAAAAAUGGACCGGUCCAUAGUUGCUGGUUAGUUUUUUUACAAGAACAGUUUGUGAAUUUUGUGAAUCGGGAUUUGACGGGGUUUUAUCUAGUUCUGUUUUUUAAUCUGAUACCAAAGAUGUGAUUUAUUUUACUCUGUUCUGUCUUUACUAAAUAAAGUUGUUUCAAUGUUAAA